This is a messenger RNA of Heteronotia binoei (common prickly gecko), 2661 nucleotides long. It is a transcript of the gene SLC26A6, whose product is annotated as solute carrier family 26 member 6. Lineage: Eukaryota; Metazoa; Chordata; Lepidosauria; Squamata; Gekkonidae. Bases 277 to 2556 code for a protein of 759 amino acids. Gene Ontology annotation, cellular component: membrane. Gene Ontology annotation, biological process: transmembrane transport. The transcript is spliced from 21 exons. Gene Ontology annotation, molecular function: bicarbonate transmembrane transporter activity; oxalate transmembrane transporter activity; chloride transmembrane transporter activity. The record is from RefSeq and is a predicted model, not a curated record.
UUAUUCUCAUUCCAUAUCAAGCAGUCAAACACCCUACUAGCUUGAGUAACUAGUCAGUUUCCAGAGAUUGCCCCUUGGCAACUCAGUGACUUGUCUGCAAAGGAGGCGAGGAGGGAGUGGCGUCUCAAAGAUCACCGUCAGGUAUUAAUACUGAGCAAAGGGGAGCGCACGCUGUUCUAAAACUGUCCACCAGCCCACAUUGCCAAUGCAGCAGCCGUGCACUGUACAUCAGUCCUAAAACUACAUCGCAGAUCAGGAGUGAUCAUUGACCUGGAAAUGGAGAAAAAUGAGUCUCAGUUGUGCCCUCGGGAUGAGCACAGAGUACUGAGUGAGGCUGAAUUAGAGAAGCUGGGCCUGAGAAACCUGGAGCCAUCACCCUCCAUCUGUACCAGGAUUCAGAAGAUAAGGUGUUCAGGUUCAACUGCAAAGUCCUUGCUGUAUCAGCUGCUCCCCAUCCUGACUUGGUUACCACGAUAUCCAGUCAAAGAAUGGCUAUUGAAGGACAUAAUCUCAGGAUUCAGUGUGGGAAUCAUGCAUCUUCCCCAGGGUUUGGCCUAUGCGCUUCUAGCAGGGCUGCCUCCUGUCACUGGCUUGUAUUCAUCCUUCUAUCCUGUCCUGCUGUAUUUCUUCUUUGGGACGUCUAGACACAUCUCUGUGGGACCAUUUGCGGUCAUCUCUGUGAUGAUUGGGAGUGUGACAGAUUCACUAGAACCAAGCAGCAAGUAUUUGGAAAUGACCAAUGAUACAAAUAAAACUACAAUCAUCAAUUAUGCACAAAGGGAUGCUGCCAGGGUGGAGCUGGUGGCUGCACUCACCUUCUUGGUGGGCAUAUUUCAGGUUGCCCUGGGCCUGCUGCAGUUUGGCUUUGUAGCCAUCUAUCUAUCUGAACCCUUGGUACGAGGUUAUACCACUGCUGCUUCUGUCCAGGUGCUGAUCUCCCAGCUGAAGUACAUAUUUGGGUUUGAUGUGAAAGAAUAUUCGGGUCCAUUGUCACUGAUCUAUACUUUUCUGGAAAUCUGCAGAAGAUUGCCAGAGACCAGUGUGGGCACCUUGGUCACUUCAAUAAUUGCUUUUGUUUGCAUUAUUCUGGUGAAGAUGCUCAAUGAUAGAUUUGCCAAGAACCUUCCAUUGCCUAUCCCUGUGGAACUGCUCAUGAUCAUCAUCUCCACAGCGAUCUCCUAUGGUGCCAAACUGAACACAAAUUUUGGGGUUAGUGUUGUGGGUGACAUCCCCAGUGGAAUGAGACCCCCUGAAGUCCCCAAUGGAAGCUAUUUUGGGAAGGUUGUAGGCAAUUCUUUUGCCAUAGCUAUGGUUGGUUAUGUCAUUUGUAUCUCACUUGGCAAAAUCUUUGCCCUCAAGCAUGGCUAUACAGUGGACAGCAACCAGGAGCUGAUAGCAUUGGGGCUCAGUAACUUUGUGGGUGCCUUCUUCCAGUGCUACAGCAUCAGCUGCUCUAUGUCUCGUUCCCUAGUGCAGGAGAGCACAGGAGGCCAUAGCCAGGUGGCUGGGUUGGUCUCUUGCCUUAUCAUCCUUGCGACCAUCUUGAAGAUUGGGGAGCUUUUCUAUGAACUUCCCAAAGCCAUUUUAGCUGUCAUUAUUCUUGCUAAUCUGAAGGGCAUGUUCAAACAGUUCAAAGAUAUUCCUGAACUUUGGAGAUCCAACUUUGUUGACUUGCUGAUCUGGCUUGUAACCUUCAUAGCCACCAUUGUGCUAAACCUUGACAUGGGACUGGGGGUCGCUGUGGUCUUUUCACUUAUCACUGUUGUCUUCAGGACCCAGAUGGCCCAGUAUUCCCUCUUGGGGCAAGUGUCCAAGACGGGCAUUUACAAAGAUGUAGCUGAGUAUGACAAGGCUGAGAAGAUCCCAGGUGUGACAAUUUUUCGCUCCUCUGCUACAGUUUAUUUUGCUAAUGCCGAACUCUACGCAGGGGCCCUAAAGAAGAAGUGUGGUGUUGAUGUGGAUAACCUCAUUAAAAGGAAGAAGAAAGCAGAAAAGAAAGCGGAAAAGAAAGCGAAGAAAGAAGCCAAAAAGAAUAAGAAAAUAGUUCCUGAGGCCAUAAAUGAAUGUGACUCUGGGAACAACAAUCUUGGUUUUGUUGAUAUAGAUAUGGGAGCAAAGUCACAGGAGCCAGGUGGUGAUUGCAAUGGCGGUGACAUAAUAGUGCCUGAGCGUAAUGGAAAUGCAAAGGAUUUGGAGCCCCAAAUAAACAUCCAGCCACAACCUUGUUACAAAGCCACCUUGGAAUCUCUGGGGCUUGAAAAACCUCCUCUGCACUCUCUCAUCCUUGACUUCAGUCCUGUCAACUUUGUGGACACUGUCUGUAUAAAGACUUUAAAAAAUAUAUUUAGAGACUUCCGAGAGAUUGAAGUAGACGUGUAUCUUGUGGGUUGCCAUGCUUCCGUCAUUACAGAGCUGGAAAGAGGCAACUUCUUCAGUGAAACCAUCACCAAGCACCACCUUUUUGCAUCAGUGCAUGAUGCUGUUACUUAUGUCACUAGGAAACAAGGAGGAAACUUGCCACAAACUGCCACAGCCCUGCUGAACACUAAAAUGUAACCAGUGAGAUCAUCUCUCAAGUAGAAAACGGUCUAGUACAUUUUGAGCUGAUUGGCUGAACUGCUGUUUUUGUUGGUAAAAGUCAAUAACUCUGUGAAUUUACUG